Messenger RNA from Cylas formicarius (sweet potato weevil), 1031 nucleotides. It is a transcript of the gene Brms1, whose product is annotated as breast cancer metastasis-suppressor 1-like protein. The coding region runs from base 138 to 845 and encodes 235 amino acids. Gene Ontology annotation, cellular component: Sin3-type complex. The record is from RefSeq and is a predicted model, not a curated record. Lineage: Eukaryota; Metazoa; Arthropoda; Insecta; Coleoptera; Brentidae. Gene Ontology annotation, molecular function: histone deacetylase binding. Gene Ontology annotation, biological process: negative regulation of transcription by RNA polymerase II. The transcript has a single exon.
GUACGAAUUUCGACAUAACCGCAAUAUUUAAGAAGCUUUUAGUUUCACUAUUUAGUUUGUAUGUGGAGGCGCCCUACAACACCGAAUGAGAAUCAUGUAGUUAAAAUAAUAACUAUUUGAAUAAAAUUACGGCAAAAAUGCCUCAACUUAAAUUACCGCAAAACAAUAACUCAAGCCCUGCAGACGCAAGCGACAAUGAAGUCUCCGGGAACGAUUCUGAACGUUCAAACACAAGUCACGAAAAUGAAGGCAAUCGAGAAUCCUCAGAAGAUGAACCGGACUCGGACGAUAGUUCCGAAAUGGAUGAAGGGGAAUGUGAGACUCGUAGAACAGAACUUAUCCAACAUGUCCAAGAUUUGGAAAAUCAGUUUAGUUUGUUACGAGAGCAGCUUUAUCGUGAAAGAAUACAACAAGUAGAUACCCAACUUGCGGAAGUAAAAGCAGGUAAAUCACCAGACUAUCUUCUUCCACUGCAACAACUAGAAGAAAACAGACGUACUAGAACAGAGGUGGCUGGUAUUUUAAAACAGCUCCGACUUGAAAAUAUCAAUAAUCACUAUGAUGCGGAAAAGCAAGCAGCCUUGCAAAACUUUGAGAGUGAAAAAAAUUUAGCUAGUGAUUAUUAUUUCAGUGAAUUAAUGGAAACAAUAAGAAGGCUUGAAGAAGACAAACAAAAUAGUGAAAUUACUUGGGGUGAAGGAGGAGAGUGGAGUAUGAGAUCUCGAUCUCGGUCCAGAAGAAAAGCUGUUACAGUUUCUGGUCCAUAUAUAGUGUACAUGCUUCGACCACAGGAUAUCAUGGAAGAUUGGACUAUAAUUCGGAAAGCUUUGAAGAGAACUUUAUAAAGUGUUUUUAAACUCUAUGAUGAGUUUUCUCUUCUCAAAUGAUUUGUAAUACUGUAAAUUAUUAUACUCUUUAGUACAAUAAACUGAGAAAUAUGUAUCAAAAUUUUCAAUUGUCUGUAAUCUGAGCUUAUGCAAUUGAACCCAGAGUGUAAAGAUUUUUGUGGUGCUAAGAGAAAUUAAUUACCC